AUGGCUAACAUUAACCUGAAAGACAUUGAGGCCAGCAAGGAGACUGUUGCUGCUUCAUCCGAAGGAAGCGUUGGUCCUGCAGUCUCUCAUUAUGGUCAAGAAGCCACUCAUCGCCUUCUACGCAAGCUCGACUGGCGCCUCCUUCCUUUCCUCUGCCUCAUUUACAUGCUAUGCUUCUUAGACCGGACCAAUAUUGGCAAUGCGCGUCUGGACAAUAUGGAAGUCGAUCUUCACAUGGGUGGGCUCGACUACAAUGUUGCCCUGUCGAUAUUCUUCCCGUUCUAUGUUAUGUCCGAGAUCCCAAGCAAUCUAAUGCUCAAGAGAGCUUCCCCGCGCUACUGGUUCUUGCUCAUCAUGGUUACGUGGGGUAUCAUCAUGACCUGUCAAGGGCUUGUCAAGAACUACGCUGGUCUUCUGGCUUGUCGUGUCUUCUUAGGCUUGUCUGAGGGUGGUUUGUUUCCAGGCGUAACUUUCUACAUCACCAUGUGGUAUCCUCGACAUGAGACUGGACUGCGAAUGGCAAUCUUCUUCUCCGCCGCCACUGUUGCUGGUGCCUUUGGCGGAUUCCUAGCUCGCGCCAUUGCUUUACUGGAUGGUAAGGGAGGACUAGGUGCUUGGUCUUGGAUCUUCAUCAUUGAAGGUCUGCUUACGUUCUUGGUGGCUCUCUUCUGCCCACUUGCUAUUAGCGAUUACCCUGACAAAGCCAAGUUCCUCACCGAAGAGGAGAGAGUUGAGGUCAAACGCAGACUUACAGCUGACACGUCCUUCUCUGAUGAUUUCGACUGGAGAUACGUUAAGCAAGCCCUGACUGACUGGAAGAUCUACGCGAACAUGGUCCUUACGAUUGGAUUGUUCACUGCGGUCUACUCCAUCUCCCUCUUUCUUCCUACCAUCCUGAAGAAUCUCGGCUAUUCAUCCAAUAAAUCACAACUGAUGACAGUUCCCGUCUAUAUGGUUGCUUUCGUCUGCACAAUCAUCGGAAGUUAUGUCGCGGAUAAAUCUCGCCAGCGAGGAGUAUUCCUGUUGGGCUUUGAGGUAUGCGCAAUCGUGGGUUUUAUUAUGCUAGCAGCCAGUAGCAAGCCUAAUGUUCAGUACGCUGGGACUUUCUUUGCGGCAGCAGGCAUAUACCCAAAUGUUCCUUUGAUCGGUGCAUGGAACUCCAACAACCUUGCCGGAAGUACAAAGCGCGCUGUGGGCAUUGGAAUGCAAGUUGCCUUUGGCAAUCUUGGAGGAGCAAUCUCUGGAUUCAUAUACCUCUCAAAGGACGAGCCACGUUUCAUCCGCGGACACUCAAUCCUCAUCGCUCUCAUCUCAACAUCCUUGGUCAUGACUUUGUUCAUGACCUGGUGGUUUCGUCGCGAGAAUUGCCGACGUUCUAGACUGAUGAUGCUUGGCAACUUCACACCAGAGAUGCUGAAGGCUCAAGAAGAGGAGCUGGGCGACAAGUCGGUUACGUUCCUGUACACAGUCUGA
Mollisia scopiformis is the source of this 1473-nucleotide messenger RNA. RefSeq names its product major facilitator superfamily transporter. Gene Ontology annotation, cellular component: membrane. The record is from RefSeq and is a predicted model, not a curated record. Gene Ontology annotation, biological process: transmembrane transport. Gene Ontology annotation, molecular function: transmembrane transporter activity. NCBI's taxonomy places the organism in Eukaryota, Fungi, Ascomycota, Leotiomycetes, Helotiales, Mollisiaceae. Bases 1 to 1473 code for a protein of 490 amino acids. The transcript is spliced from 5 exons.